Nymphalis io (European peacock) is the source of this 3387-nucleotide messenger RNA. RefSeq names its product transcription initiation factor TFIID subunit 4 (gene Taf4). The transcript is spliced from 11 exons. Gene Ontology annotation, cellular component: transcription factor TFIID complex. Gene Ontology annotation, biological process: DNA-templated transcription; transcription initiation at RNA polymerase II promoter. The record is from RefSeq and is a predicted model, not a curated record. Lineage: Eukaryota; Metazoa; Arthropoda; Insecta; Lepidoptera; Nymphalidae. Bases 1 to 2685 code for a protein of 894 amino acids. Gene Ontology annotation, molecular function: RNA polymerase II general transcription initiation factor activity; protein heterodimerization activity; DNA binding.
AUGGCGUCAGCCGAGUUUUUAGAGCAAGCUUUGUCUAUAGACGUUGAUGAGAAUGCAGUAAACGCGAUCGUGGGUUCGCUUGAAAAUCAUUUAGUGACGUCCGUUUCGUCAAUAUCAUCACAGAACAAUUUAGUAAAUGUUAUUCCUAAUCAUCUUAAUAUUACUUCAAGUGCAAAUACCAUUAAUGGACAAAAAUAUAGUCAGGACCAAAGUGAUAAUGAAAUAGGUUGUGUAAACUUUCAACCAUCACUCGUUUCAUGUGCAUCAUUUAGUGUCCCAACAUCAUUUGUGUCACAAGCAAACUUAUCUCAAAGUGUUUCAAAUAACGGUGAACCUUUAAAAGUUAGUACGCAAGUACAAAGUUUGUCUGUGUCAGAUAGUAAUACACCGUAUACAGUUCGGUCUAUCUCGAACAGUUGUGUUAAUUUGUCUUCGUCCCAGGCGCAGAUAGUACAUUCAAUACAGGGAAGUAGUGUAGUAUCUCAAUCUGGGAACAAAACGAUUAGUAUGCAACCUCCUUUGGUUUUAAAACAGGGUACAACGUCUGGUCAAGUUGGCAUGCAACCUAAUAUAGUUACAGUGCCUAUGUCAGUGAAUUCUAGCAUUCCUGGUUCUAUACCGAAUGUUAUGACUAUAAAUAAGCCAGGAGGGCAAAACGUGGUAGUUACAACGCAGAAUUUGGGUACGGCACAACCUGCUAUUUUGCCCAAUGUGCAGAUAUUGAAUAUGCGACCGGGUGCUCCAGCAGUUGCGGCACAGAAGUCUGUAGCUACGGUAUCUCCGCGAGUCGUUAUUGGGACUCCACAGGUGGUGGGAACAAGAGCAGCUGCCCCUGGAAUAACGCUGCAAACACUUCAAAGUCUACAACAGGGGCAACAGGGUCAUUUGUUGUUAAAGACUGAGAAUGGUCAAUACCAGCUGUUGAGGGUCGGCCCCGCGCCCGCGGCCAGCACUCUCACGGCGCCUCAGCCGCAGACGCUCCGGCUGUCGACUGUGCCGGCACACCCAGGCGUAGCAACGGUGUCGACUAGCAUCGCUUCCCCCAGCCAGAUGGCAAAUCAAAUGGCAGGUCAGAUGGCAAAUCAGAUGCCAGGGCAGAUGCCGCCUGGGCCUGUCGCCACGCCGGUACCGCUCCCCACAGUGACGACCAUCCCAACCCCUUCACCCCAGCCCCUACAGCCCACUGUGACAACACAGAAACCUCUAGACAACACGAAGGAGAAAUGCAGGAAUUUUCUUGCCAAUCUGCUAGAUCUGUCCAGCAAAGAGCCAAAGUCGGUCGAGCGGAAUGUGAGGAACCUUAUCCAAGAACUGAUAGACGCCCAGGUGGAGCCUGAAGAGUUUUGUGAUAGGCUCGAACGUUUGCUCAAUGCGAGCCCCCAGCCAUGUUUAAUAGGAUUCCUUAAGAAAAGCUUACCGCUACUAAGGCAAUCCUUGGUUAUAAAAGAACUGGUGAUCGAAGGCAUAAACCCUCCCUUACCCCAUGUCGCUUUCUCAACUCUUACCGGACCUACGCCGCAGCCGGUACUCGCCUCCUCUAGCAUUUCAAUGCUAGAUGACGAGGGGAGUUCGAGCCCCAUUCUCACGCCCCUCCUGCCCCCCGUGAUGCCAAUGAUCCCGCCCCAACCGCCUUCACCGAUACCGGUUAACAUAGCCGUGCAGAGUGUCGCGCAGCAAAAGCCGCCACCCAAAGCGGGCGGUACGAUAGCAGUUCUGCAGAACAUACCUGUUCAUACGAAACUGAAUGUAUCUAAGGUCGGUAAGACGAUGCCCGUGAACAAGUCCAGCUUCACGAGAUCGACAUCGUCCUCAUCGGCCCUGUCCACGGUGUUAACGGCGGGGAAAUCCCUCCUCAAAGACAAGGAGAAGAAAUCAACAAUGCAAUUCACUCAGCCGUUCGUUGACGAUAAGAUGGCGGGUGAUGACGACAUCAACGACGUGGCCGCUAUGGGUGGCGUCAACUUGGCUGAAGAAACGCAAAGGAUCCUCGGCUCUACCGAAAUGAUCGGUACACAAAUCAGGUCAUGCAAGGACGAGUACCUGGUACCGCUGUCUCUGAUGCAGUCGCGACUGAAGGCGGUCGCAGCAAAGCAUGGUCUCGACGAGCCUUCGCCAGAAGUGGCAGGCAUCUUCAGCCAUGCAGUCCACGAACGACUGAAGAACCUCGUGGAGAAGUUGGCCGUUAUCGCUCAGCAUAGGAUCGACUUAUUGAUCAAGCAGUCGGAUUUGAGGUAUGAAACAACCCAAGACGUUAAGGGACAGCUCAAGUUCCUUGAAGAGCUAGACAGAGUGGACAAGAAGCGCAGAGAAGAUUCUGAAAGGGAGAUGCUGCUCAGGGCUGCCAAGUCCCGCUCUAAAAAUGAGGACCCUGAGCAGGCGAAGCUAAAAGCUAAGGCUAAAGAGAUGCAGCGAGCUGAGCUAGAAGAGUUACGACAGCGUGAGGCCAACUUGACGGCCUUACAAGCCAUCGGGCCUCGCAAGAAGCCACGUCUCGACGGACCAGGUGGCUCUGGAGAUAGUGCUCUUGGCUCUAGUAGCCACGGAUCCGGUGGAAUUUCCGGACGGAGUCAGCUGGCCCUGCGAACACGUCUCAAGCGCAUUAAUCACAGAGAUAUGAUAUUCCUUCUCGAGCAAGAGAAGGAGACAUCCCACUCGCCAAUGCUGUUCCGCAGCUAUUUAAAAUAGUAUCAGGUACGACGAUACGAUCGUCGUGGACGAAAAUCGGGAACGAGUACUCAAUUUUAACUCAGUGUCAGUGAUGCGGCCUGAAAUAAGCGAACGUGGUUGACGUUCAUAUUUCAAUAUGACAAACUGAUUUGAACUUACAAAAUAACAUAGUAGGUUUUGGUGUAUUGUUUUUGUAAAUUCUGAAAAUUAUUAGCAUUUUUGUUUCUAACCUUAAACAUUUAAAAGGACUAUGAUGGAAUAAAAUAUAUAAGCACUUUUUUUGUAUAGUAAAAAUAAUCAGUCGUCUACACUAUCUAGCGAAAGAUUAAGAAUAUGUAAAUAUAAUAGAAAUGUACUUUCAUAGUAAGUACAUAUAGCUAACUAAUUACAUAUUUGUAUACCUAAAUCCUACCUACACUAAAGGCGAAACCGAUUAUAUGGCAAAUGAAACUAGAGAAUGUUUAUAAAUAUAACAGCAAAAGCAGUGUUGUGAGAUAUCUUUUGCGCGCUGCGUCUAUAGAUUAAACCUCUGGUCCGGUCAUGGCGAUUAGUUCCGAGGAUAACUAUAUUUCUACACUACAUGGUAGUAGGAUACUAUACUAUUAUGCUGAAGUAAAAUAAUUUCAGAAUUAGAUUUGACAAAAGUCAGAUCAACCUAACAUAAAGCAAAAAAAAAAAAAAUACAACAUAGAAAAUAAACCGUUACUCUUAAUUCUUAAA